Molecule: messenger RNA, 4482 nt
Organism: Candidula unifasciata
Lineage: Eukaryota; Metazoa; Mollusca; Gastropoda; Stylommatophora; Geomitridae
Source: the annotation of a GenBank genome assembly
AUGAGGUGUCGUACUGUGAUAAACUGGUGCAGGACACUUGUAAUUAUAGCUGGAGUGUUAGUAUUUGUACAGACAGACAGCAGUACACCGGUGAGCACGGAGAGGGCACAGGAUCUAGCCCCUAUAACUAAUAACGUUUGUUGCAGAAAUAAACCGCACACAGAGACAAGUAACCAGGUGCCGAAUACAGGAGAUGAGGCAUUUGUCAAAAGCAGCUCUUUAUUGGCAACAGAGAAGAUGGCAACACUAACUAGGCCAGCUUCCUCCUCGAAGUUUCGGCCAGCAGACCGCAGCAAAAACAGACGCAAGCCCCUGCACCAGUUUUCAGGACCUCAAACGAACUGGACAACUCAUUCAAUGAGUAAUCGAACACGAGCUAUGGAUAGGAGGCGUCGAACUGUGAGCAGUGUUGACUCGUUUGUGUUUCUAUCCAAUGAGAUUCUGGUGGAUAGGGAUUACGACAUGGGGGAGGAGGAGGAACAACAUCAACCAACUUAUGAAAAAGCUGAGAACGGGAGUGGUUACCUGUGCCACGGCGUCACAGAUAUUUUCAUGCAUGACCAGAAGAUGUAUUUCUCUACAGGAGCUCUUCCUCCUUACAGAGGGGAGGUAGACAAGGUGGAUAUCCUUAUACAAAACAGAUCUAGCUGUGAGCGUUCAGCGAAUAUUCGUGUUUCUACGGCAACAGUUUUGAACUUAACGGUGGAGACUUGUUGUAUAACGUGGUGUACACAUGAGCUGGAAAUUAUAGUCGAACAAAAGGAACAGGUGCUUCUAAACUUUUUGGAGUUUAACGUGCCUGGGUUGAAUGUGGUUAGGAGUGAGGCAAUCGGGGUCUGUGAUGACUCGCUGACAGUUGCUGUAGACUAUGUUAACAAGCAGACGCGAAAGACUCACGUGAUUGGUUCCUUUUGUGGGAUUAAGGAAGCUAAAACUGUGUUUGUUGAACACAGCAGGGCUAAAAUCAUACUGAAACUGAAGGACAAUGCUCAGUGUGUGGACAAGAUCAAUUUCCUGGUGCAGAUCAUUCCUUGCCUCAAGUUCCAGUACGACAAGUGUGACUCUACCAAAUAUGUCCACUCCGGUGGGGAUCGAGGAUUUGUAUCCUCCCCAGGUCUGGCCGACGGUCAGAAUUACCCUAACGACAUCCAGUGUGAGUGGAACAUUACAGUCUCGGAAGGAAAACUGAUUCGGCUGAAACCUGAAGACAUUCAGCUCCGGGAAGGAGACAUGAUCCAAGUGUUUCCGAAAUCCACAGAUUCUAGACAAUUCCCGACAGUUCUCAAACUUUCUAACAGCAACUUCCGGUAUCCAAUAGUGCUGCCUAGCAACGAGUGCGUGUUGGAGUUUCAUUCGGACAGUCUGAAGUCAGGGAUUGGAUUUAAUAUUUCCUACCAAGGUGUAGACGAGUUUCGCUUUAUUCCAAUGUACGACAACCAAUCUUUAGAUUGUUCCAAUAACAUUGAGAUUCCCAAUGACAUGAUGUGCAAUUACUACGUGGACUGCGCCAAUGGAGAAGACGAGGACCGAUGCUACUAUAAGGUACCUGGGUGCUGGCCGCGAGGAUAUGCAGUGAGAGGUCAGUGCUACCAAGUCGUGCAUAACCAGCCGUCCAUCUCGUGGACAAUGGCCGAGGAGUUCUGUGAGCGCAAUCUCUCCUCGCACCUGGUAACUAUCACUACUACUACACAGAAGAGAUUUGUGGAUAAGUUCAUCAAAUUUCUCGGACCAAGCCUGUCGGUGAUUUUCUUGGGGUUACAACGCAUGCGCAUGCAGCAGGUACCACAAAUGUACCGCCGGAUGUGGCAGUGGACAGACGGGACUGCGGCCUUCUACCUGCCAGACGAGUACAGAUACGAGGGCUGGUCAACGUGCUCCGUCUAUCAUGGGAACUAUUUUCACUCCACAGACUGUGGAGCACUCAAGGAGAACGUCUCCUUCAUUUGCGAGAGGCAGUUAAAAGAUUUAGAAAUGAUUGAAAGCAAAGAUUCUGAAACGAUUAAUGUGUCAACGUGGAAUCCGGGACGCACCACUCCUAUUAACGGUAUGAUUGAGAAGAAAAUUAGUGUCUUCCAAUGUCAUUCCGGCGAAUAUAUUUCCAUAGAACAACGCUGCGACAAGGUGGGUAAUUGCUUUGACCGAAGCGACGAGUUGGACUGUGACUAUGAAUACCUGGCAGACACGAUGUUUUCAUGUGACACACAAGGCUUGCUGGCCUACACUUUUGUGUGUGACGGUAUUGAUGGUUGUCUGGACUCUAGCGAUGAGAAGUCCUGUGCUGGACUAGACAAGACCGUCCUUGGGCCACAGCUGACCACUUGCACGGACGGGAUGAUUGUAGAGAGAUCGAAAUUGUGUGACGCCAGAGAGGACUGUCGAGAUGCUUCUGACGAAGAGGAUUGCAAUGAAUGUGUCGCCGGUAGCGCUCUGUGUCCCAUGAUUGCAUGUCUGCCUAGGAACUGGCAAAACGAUACUGAAGUGGAUUGUCCUAUCCGGGAUUUAAAGGGCAGAAGGGCUCCAGAGAGUGUGUUCAAAGAAAACCUGUUCAAGAACAGAGUUCCUCCAGGAAUUGUCGUCCCUGAUGGUUACGGAAAGUUUGAAAUAAAAUCAAUGACGGGAGAGUUGUGCCCCCCUACGCAUGCUCAGUGCUCAGAAGGAUACUGUAUUCCGGUGUACAUGUGGUGCAACAACAUGGUCGACUGUCCCAAUGGAGAAGAUGAGCGUCCGGAACUGUGCGAGAAGGUUUGUGUUGGAAUGUACAGGUGUAAGUACACACAUGUAUGUGUACACAGUAACCACCUGUGUGACGGCUACUACCAGUGUCCCAAUCACGAUGACGAGUUGCUGUGCAGCCUCCAGAACAUUAGCUGUCCACAAAACUGCAAGUGCAGCAGGAUGGAAGUCACCUGUUCAUCCUACCCUGUGUUUGAAUCUGCCACACCUGUCCGAUACCUUCGACUACAAAACACAGACAUACCUGACCUACGUUUUAAAGGAAUAGCACUAUACAGUCUCAUAUACCUGAAUGUUUCCUCGUCCAACGUGAGAAAUAUUAGACGAGAAUACUUAAACUAUAUCAAUUUAAAGAUUAUUGACAUCAGACACAACCAUGUGGAGUAUUUACCAGAGAAUGCCUUCAUGGACUGCCACAGUUUAAAAGUUUUAGUUCUUUCCCACAACAGGUUAAACAACGUCAGGUUUAGCUUUCUGCAGCAUACCCGGGAGCUGACAAAACUGGACCUUUCCUACAACAUCAAAAACACUCUGGAAGACGGCUGCUUCUACGCCGCUGAUAAGCUGGAAGAGCUAAUUCUUCAGUUCAUGCAGAUCAGUACUAUCGCGCCCAAAGCGUUCAGUGGCUUCAUCAGACUGAAACGGCUGGAUCUAAAAGGAAAUGAACUCGUGACCUUUUCGAUGGAUAUUUUCAGCUCUCAAAAGAACCUGCGCAGUAUAGUCACCGACAACUUCCGGUUAUGUUGUCCGACUAUCAAGCCAAGCAGUGUUCAGUUUUCGGAUUGCGACGCGCCAUACGACGAAAUCUCCUCCUGUGAAGACAUUCUGCGGACUCUGUUGCUCCGCGUCGCCCUGUGGCUGAUGGCAAUGCUGACCAUCACGGGAAACUUUGGCGUCAUUGUCUACAGAAUUUUCUACGACAGGGGUAUCAAAUACAGCUUCCGAAUUAUCAUCACUUGCUUGAGCGCCUCCGAUUUGAUCAUGGGAAUUUAUUUAGUGAUUAUCGGUUCCGCUGAUAUGAUGUACCGUGAUCGUUAUCUCCUGGCAGAACGGGAAUGGAAAACCAGCGUUCCCUGUCAGGUUGCAGGGUUUCUAUGCCUGCUGUCCAGUGAGACGUCUGCCUUGUUUAUUUUAUUAGUGACCGUUGACCGGUUGCUAGCAAUUGCAUUUCCUUUACAUCCAGCGCUUCACUUCAACGCCAAAUCUGCAACAGUGGGAUGUAUCCUGGUCUGGGCAAUUGGACUUUUCAUGGCUACAAUUCCACUACUUCCACCAUUCCAACACUGGGAACUCUACUCCCAGAAAGCCGUAGGCGUCCCACUUCCCAUAACUCGCCUCCACUUUCCUGGAUACGACUAUGCUUUUGCUAUUUUUAUACUUUUCAAUAUGGCCGUGUUUUUAUUAGUUGCCAUGGGCCAAGUAUUAAUAUACUUAUCUGUACAUCUACAAAAACACCCUCAAAUUUCCGAGGCGAGGGUUAAACAGGAUACUGCCAUAGCCAAACGACUGGUCCUAGUGGUGAUCACAGAUUGCCUCUGCUGGUUCCCUAUCACUGUUAUGGGUUUAGCAGCCAGAUCUGGCCAGCCUGUGCCUGGAGAGAUGUAUCUCGUGACGACCGUCUUUCUACUGCCAGCCAACUCGGCCUUUAACCCGUUCUUGUACACGGCAAACGCCAUCCUCCUGGCUCGUAGAAACAGACGGAAGAAGAAGGCGGAGGACCUGUACGAGCUGAGGCAGCUGUCCCAGUGA